Drosophila guanche is the source of this 666-nucleotide messenger RNA. RefSeq lists its product as uncharacterized. The record is from RefSeq and is a predicted model, not a curated record. Lineage: Eukaryota; Metazoa; Arthropoda; Insecta; Diptera; Drosophilidae. Bases 12 to 641 code for a protein of 209 amino acids. The transcript has a single exon.
AUUCGCAACAAAUGCAUCGAACACAUUUAAGCAUCUUUCUGGCUGCACUGUUUCUGGCCUGUGACUGUGCCGGAGUGCGAGGAAAUCAUCUGAAACGCUUCAGCCGAUCGCUCCUGUUUCCGCCCACCAGUCCGACGCGUGUGCAGUUCAUUGGCGGCAUUGGCAUACCCGUGGAGGGGCUCCACUUCGAGUCCGUGACCUCUGGAUAUGUCCUGAAGGCCGAGUAUUUCCUGCCCACCAAUGCCACAGAGAUCACGCGGGUGUACCUCAAGCCUCAGGCCAUAACGGGCAGAGAGGAGGAUGAAACGAACUACGGCGCACUCUACCGCUGGAUCAUGUAUCGCGGCAUCGAGAUGGUCAUAGCGAACGCGGGCCUUCCGGGGCGUAACUGCCUCCUGCGCUUAAUCUGCGAGCACGCAGCCCUGCCGCUGAACCACGAGAGUGGCUUACUCGGGGAAGUGCUGAACAUCAUCCUCACUCCUUCAAGCUCCAGGGACAAGCUGGCGGCCCACGGCUCAAACCGCGACUAUCAUGCAUCGGAGCGUUUCGGCCGGCGAGGAGGCGACUGCGAGGCGUUAUAUGCGAGCAAGUGUAAAAAUACACCCAUGGAUCUCAUCAGCAUGUUGCUGCAAGUCAAUUAAUAAAUGGAUAUACUCACGCACGUAA